Molecule: messenger RNA, 3354 nt
Organism: Fragaria vesca subsp. vesca
Lineage: Eukaryota; Viridiplantae; Streptophyta; Magnoliopsida; Rosales; Rosaceae
Product: TMV resistance protein N-like
Exons: 7
Coding region: 1-3354 (1117 amino acids)
Biological process (GO): signal transduction; defense response
Molecular function (GO): ADP binding; protein binding
Source: RefSeq, a predicted model, not a curated record
AUGGCGUUGAGCACCCAAACUGGGUCUGCAGGUUCAGCUUUGCCAUGGAAGUACGACGUGUUUCUGAGCUUCAGAGGCGAAGACACCCGUAAGAACUUCACAGAUCACUUGUAUGACAAGUUGCAGUGGCGAGGAAUCAGGACUUUCAGGGAUGAUCCACACCUUGAAAGAGGCACAACAAUCUCUCCAGAACUCCUCACUGCAAUCGAGCAAUCCAGGUUUGCGAUCAUUGUUCUCUCGCCAAACUAUGCUACUUCCAAGUGGUGCUUGCUUGAACUGUCUAAGAUUGUUCAAUGGAUGGAAGAGAGAGGGAGAAUUCUGCCAAUCUUUUAUGAGGUGGAACCCUCUGAUGUGAGAUAUCAAAGGGGAAGCUUUGCUGAAGCGUUUGAAAAACAUGAAGAGAAGUUCGGGGAAGGUAAUAAGGAGGUGGAAGGGUGGAGGGAAUGUUUAACCAAAGUGGCCAAUUUCGCUGGAUGGAGUUCAAAGGAUUACAGGUAUGAAACAGAACUUAUCAGAGACAUUGUGCAAGAACUGUGGAGCAAAGUGCGUCCUAGUCUCACUUUAUUUGGUUCCUCAGAGAAGUUGGUUGGAAUGGAUACUAAGCUGGAGGAAAUAGAUGUUCUUUUAGAUAAAGAAGCAAAUGAUGUUCGCUCUAUAGGGAUAUGGGGGAUGGGUGGGUUGGGUAAGACAACCCUUGCUAGACAAGUUUAUGUGAGAGUCUCUCAUCAAUUUGAAGUCUGCAUAUUUCUUGCUAAUGUCAGAGAGGUUUCCGCAACUCAGGGUCUUGUUCAUCUACAAAAACAAAUUCUUUCCCAGAUCUUGAAGGAAGAAAAUGUUCAAGUGUGGAAUGUUUAUAGUGGAAUCACUAUGAUAAAGAGAUGUUUUUGUAAUAAAGUGGUUCUUCUAGUUCUUGACGAUGUGGAUCAACCCGAGCAACUGGAAAACUUGGUGGGAGAAAAAGACUGGUUUGGUUCAGGAAGUAGAAUCAUCAUUACAACUAGAGAUCGGCAUGUCCUAGUCACAUACGGUGUAGAAAAACCUUAUGAGUUGAAGGGAUUAAACGAAGAUGAAGCUCUUCAGCUCUUUAGUUGGAAAGCUUUUAGGAAAUAUGUGCCUGAAGAAGAUUAUGCAGAACUCUCUAAAAGUUUUGUCAUGUAUGCUGGAGGUCUCCCCUUAGCUCUUAAAACUUUGGGGUCUUACUUGUACCAAAGGAGUCCAGAUGCAUGGAAUUCUGCAUUGGCAAAACUACGGAGUACUCCAAACAAAACAAUUUUCGAUUUGCUGAAAGUGAGUUAUGAUGGACUUGAUGAGAUGGAGAAGAAAAUUUUUCUGGACAUCACAUGUUAUUCUUCGCAACGUCAAGCCAGUUUUAUUAUUGAACUACUAUAUAGUUCUGACAUUUGCAAUCGUAUUGCAAUAGAAGUUCUUGUUGAUAAAUCUCUCUUAACUAGAUCACAAGGAAACCAAAUAGGUAUACAUGAUUUGAUACAAGAAAUGGGAUGUGCAAUUGUUCGCCAAGAGUCUUAUGAAGAGCCAGGUGGGCGCAGUCGGUUGUGGCUUCGCAAUGACAUUUUUCAUGUAUUCACAAAGAAUACGGGAACAGAAGCCAUUGAAGGCAUAAUGUUACACUUGGGAAAAUUAGAAGAGGCAGAUUGGAAUCUUGAAGCCUUCUCUAAAAUGCGUAAACUGAAGCUGCUCUACAUUCAUAAUUUAAGGCUUUCUCUUGGCCCCAAAUAUCUUCCUAAUGCCUUGAUAUUUCUGAAUUGGAGUUGGUAUCCUUCAAAAUCUCUCCCACCAGCUUUUCAACCGGAUGAUCUUACUGAACUUAGUUUGGUGCAUAGCAAUAUUGAUCACCUCUGGAAUGGAAUAAAAUACUUGAGCAAGUUGAAAUCUAUCGACCUUAGUUACUCCAUAAACUUGACAAGGACACCAGAUUUCACAGGUAUUCCAAGUCUUGAGAGGUUGGUUCUUGUAGGUUGUACCAAGCUAGUUAAGAUUCAUCCAUCCAUUGCAUUGCUCAAGAGACUCAAAAUUUGGAAUUUUAGAGACUGCAAAAGUAUUAAGAGUCUACCGAGUGAAGUGCAUAUGGAGUUUCUUGAAACAUUUGAUGUAUCUGGCUGCUCAAAGCUGAGAAGGAUUCCAGAAUUUGUGGGGCAAAUGAAAAGAUUUUCAAAGCUAUCUUUAGGUGGGAGUGCUGUUGAGAAACUGCCUUCAUCAAUUGAGUUAUUGAGUGAGAGUCUGGUGAAGCUUGAUUUGAAUGGAAGUGUUAAAAGAGAGCAGCCGUACUCCUAUUUUCAUCAGCUGCAGAAUCUCAUAGAAUCAUCUUUUGGUUUCUUUCCAAGAAAGAGUCCUCACCCUUUGAUUCCUCUAUUAGCUUCCUUGAAACAUUUCUCUUGUUUGAGGGAAUUAAAAAUGAACGACUGUAAUCUCUGUGAAGGAGAGAUUCCCAAUGAUAUUAGUUCUUUGUCCUCCUUACAGAGCUUGCAACUCAGAGGAAACAAUUUUGUUAGCCUUCCUGCAAGCAUUCAUUUGCUUUCUAAGCUUAAACAUAUUAAUGUAAGGGAUUGCAAAAGGCUUCAACAAUUGCCAAAACUUCCGGUAAAUCGCCGCUUACAUGUGCUAGCCGACAAUUGUACUUCGUUACAAGUGUUUCCAGAGCCAAAAGUGUUUCCAGGACCAUCAGAUUUGUGCCCAUCUGCUUUUUCGCUAAUCAAUUGCUUGAGUACGGUCGCUAAUCAAGAUGCUAGUUAUUUUUUGUAUUCAGCGCUAAAGCGGUUGCUUGAGGUAACCCCUCAUUUCAACCAUCUCCGGUUGGCAAUUCCUGGAAGUGAAAUUCCUGUGUGGUUCAGUAAUCAAAGUGUGGGAGACUCGGUGACUGAGAAGUUCCCUUUGGAUGCAAGUAAUAGCAAGUUGAUUGGAUUUGCUGCAUGUGCUCUAAUUGUACCUCAAGAAAAUCCGUCUGCCAGACCUGAUUUAUUUAGCUUUAAUUGGUACAAUUAUAGUACCGGUACUUUGUUAGGAGGAUUUAGUUUCUUUAUAUAUCCAGGUUUUUCAGAUCACCUUAUGUUAGCUAUUUUGCCCAAAUGCCGUCUAAAGGACACAUGCAAUGAGGUGAAGUUUGUCUUUGAAAUCAUUUCAUUGGGAAACAACAGAGAGGUGAAGCAAUGUGGGUCCCGUGCACUGUACGAGCACGAGAUGGAAGAGGUGAUCAGUAGAAUGAACCAAUCCAAGUGCAACAUUUCUCUUUACGAGGCUACGGAUGAACAAGAAGGUGCCAUGGUCAAGGCAACACAAAAGGCAACAACAAGCAGAAGCAGUGGCUCCGACGACGAAUAUUACUCUGCAGAAGAAUGA